AUGGUCUCCCAAAGCAGGUCUACAAGCAGCAGCUCAGACUGGGUUCAGUUCCCAUCCGGCCACCUCGAUGUUGCGCUCGCAGCCAGCGGCGGCCUCGCAGCCAGUGGUGUUGAAGAAAACCAAGCAGUGAAAGGCUUCCUGCUGCCCAGCAGUCAAGAGUUUCCACCUGCUCUGGAGCUUCGCUCGUGCGGAAACGGUGCGGUCUGCACAGGUGGCCAAAGUGCCCAAGCAGCGGAGACGCGCUUGGCCAAGCGCAGCACGUAUUUAGCGUCGCUGGCUUGCCUGCGUCCGCUCAUCAGUGACUCGCCAUGGAUGACUCACAGCUGA
Molecule: messenger RNA, 327 nt
Organism: Effrenium voratum
Lineage: Eukaryota; Dinophyceae; Suessiales; Symbiodiniaceae
Source: the annotation of a GenBank genome assembly